CCGAUAUCAACCGAGAAAUUCUUUCGAAAGAGAACACACGAUUUGUUCUUCAUGACAGUCAAGGAUUUGAACCUGGUGAAGUCGACAACUUCCAGAGGGUCCGCGAUUUCAUCCAAACCAGAAACAAGAUGCCCGACUUGAAAGACAAAUUACAUGCUAUCUGGAUAUGCUUUGCGACCCCUGUGGCUGGUGGUCGAAUUUUCGAGACGGGGGUGGAAGAGUUCCUCAAAUUGAAGAACGGAGGCGCGUUGGGAGACGUUCCAAUUAUUGCCGUGUUCACAAAAUUCGAUGAGCUAGUGGAUCGUGAAGACAGAAACUUGGACCCUGACCAAU
This is a messenger RNA of Acaulospora colombiana, 333 nucleotides long. NCBI's taxonomy places the organism in Eukaryota, Fungi, Glomeromycota, Glomeromycetes, Diversisporales, Acaulosporaceae. The record is from the annotation of a GenBank genome assembly.